AGAAAAUGAUCAGUAGCACAUCCGACUUAGACUAUUUCUUUGGAAACGAUGCCCUGGACCAAGAUAUGCCGAAUUCUAAUCCACCCAAAUACUUUGAAGAGCAGAACAGUGAUGAGUUAAGACCUGGCUUAAACCUUCUCCAGAGCACAGAUACUACAUUAAAAAUGCUGGAUCAAACUUUUGUCCCUCAGUUCGUCAAGCCAUAUUCUGCUGAAUGUGUUUCUAACAGCGAAAAGAAUGCUUCUGAAGUGAACUUAUUGGAAAUCAACUCCUUCGAAGUUCCUUGAAAUGAAGAUCUGACACUUUUUAAAGAUGAUGUCAAAAUGGAAGGGAGUUCACAAAUUGUUCUAUCCUGAUCAGAUGGUUCUAAACCCUCUAGCCCAAAAGAGAACGGAAUUCGAGAGGAUUCAUUGUACAAAUCCUCUAUCAGACAGAUGAGGAAGUUCUAUAGGGACCUCUUCAAGGAUAACAAUAGAAAUAUUGUGAGGAGGAGGUACAAAAACUGAAAAACUAGGCAGAUUUAUGAAAAACUCCACUCAACUCUAGAAAAAGAAGUUUUAGAAGGUUCUCUAACUCCAGACCUUGUGUAUUUCACAAUGGGAAUUAUUGACAUAAGAAAAACCUCUCACUUGCCUUGUAGCCAAGCCUGAAAACUCGAAAUAUCUUUGUUUCUGGAGCUCACAAGAAGAUUUUCCAAAAAGAGGCUUAGAAAUGCAUUGAGAUCUGAAAAUCUGAGAACACUAUGCUGGACAUUUGUCAAGAGUAGAGAUAAUUGUGAGACAAGUAUCCUACACAGAGAACUAGAGGUUUUUGAUGACUAAAGACACCCUGAGUAUUUAAAAAUAAAAGUUGUUCU
Messenger RNA from Moneuplotes crassus, 856 nucleotides. The record is from the annotation of a GenBank genome assembly. NCBI's taxonomy places the organism in Eukaryota, Ciliophora, Spirotrichea, Euplotida, Euplotidae.